UAUUGGCAAAUAGGCCUCCCCUUGAUAUUUACUAAUUACGGAAUAUUGCUUUUAUUUAAAAUGUUGACAUUUUAAUUUUUUUAAUUGUUAUUCAAUGUGGUAAUUAAAUACUUUUAUUUGGUACAAAUUUAAAAAAUAAAAUCGACAUUACCGAAAAUAUUUAAAAGUUAAAAAAUUGAGGUUCUUUGCAUAUCCCUGCUUCAACUCUUAAGAAAGUGUUGUAUAUUGAGUUUUUUUCGGAAAUGGCAACUUUAAGCGAACUUCAAACACUACUUCAGAAAAAAACUGAAGAACUGUUGAUAAAAGAUAGAACAAUAGAAACACUACAAGCUGAACUUAUUAUAAAAAAUAAUCGAAUAGCUAAAUUGGUGAGUGAAAACGAAAAGCUUCAAAAUUACCAACAUCAGUCAAAACCAAAACUUUCAGUGGUCAAAACAACAGACUUUUUAUCAGCAGAAAAUGCCAGCUCAUCUACUUCAACCACCUCGGUUCCUCCCGAGACCAAAAGCCAAACAGUUCUCUCCACGCCUUUGCUUACCGACUGGCAUAAAAAUUGGUUCAAAGAUGACAGCGCUAAUGACUUACGAGUCUUUUACUCAAGCAAUCGCAAAGUUCCACUGAAGAAAACUAAAAGAUUGGCUGUUUCGGCUGAGUCAGCAGAGUUUCAACCCACCACAACAGCCGAUCGUCGUAAAAUAAUGACUAGAGUUGGAAAAGACAUGAGCACUAAGGAGCUGUUGAACAAGGCCAUACAAGACAACGAACUACUUCAAAAAUUGGACGCAUUUCAGGUAAGAGAGGUGGUCGACUGCAUGCACGCCAUUGAGUUCUCAAAAGAUUCGCUGAUCAUCAAAGAAGGUGGACAGGGCUCGCUGUUGUUCGCCGUGGAAGAAGCCCAGAAUCAAUCAGCGGAAGCCCAUAAUCAGUCACUGGAAGCCUCCAAUUUAUCAAUGGAGGGACUAGUGGCUUCACCAGACCGUGAAAGAGAAAAAUGUUAA
Messenger RNA from Helobdella robusta, 998 nucleotides. RefSeq lists its product as hypothetical. The coding region runs from base 243 to 998 and encodes 251 amino acids. Lineage: Eukaryota; Metazoa; Annelida; Clitellata; Rhynchobdellida; Glossiphoniidae. The transcript has 4 exons. The record is from RefSeq and is a predicted model, not a curated record.